AUGGAUAUUCAGAGAGAAACAAUAAACUUAAACUCCAAGAAGGUAUCCGAGCUUCUCCUUGCAGGAGCGGAUGUCAAUACUUCAGGAGGUGAAUAUGGAAGCGCGAUCCAGGCUGCGGGGCAAUUGGGGCGCGACGCGAUUCUGGACAUACUGCUAAAGAAUCACGCGGAUAUCAACACCAGAAAUGUAGGAAAGCGGAAUCCACAUGGUCGAACAGCACUUUCAUUAGCUGCGGAGAGUGGGCACGUUUCAGUUGUGAGGCAGCUUCUGGCAUGGGACGGCAUCAAGGUCGACCUAGAUGAUGACAACGGCAGGACGCCAUUGUCAUGGGCUGCUGGGAGUGGAGAGUCUUUUUCGAUCAUAGUAGAAUUACUUGGAAGAUCCGCUGCUGACGCAGAAUCUAAGGACAUCAAUGGUAGAACACCGUUGUCUUGGGCUGCAGGAAAUGGGCAGGAAAGAGUGGUUCAAUUUUUACUCAAGCGGCCCGACUUCUAUCCUGAUACUAGCGAUAAAAAUGGCCGAACACCGCUGUCAUGGGCUGCAGGUAAUGGGCACCAUGUUGCGGUGGAUCUUUUACUUGAGAGGGAUGAUGUAAGCUUCGAUCAUCCGGAUCGUGGUGGCAGAACACCAUUGUCAUGGGCAGCUGAAGCGGGCGAGGUUUCUGUCAUGAAAAUACUUCUUGGGAAACAUGAAGUGGACCCGGAUUGUGAAGAUAAGAACGGAAUGACUCCUUUGUCAUGGGCAGCGGAAAAGGGGAAGAAAGACGCGGUGUACUUACUUCUUUCCCGAGCCGACGUCAAUCACAAUUCUACGUCCUCAGAAAGUGCACCACCUCUCUGGAGGGCUGCGAUGAAUGGACACGAUGGGACGGUCGAAGUGCUUCUCGCUGCUGACAAUAUCGACAUCAACCACAGAGAUAAGUAUGGUAAGACGCUGUUAUCAUGGGCUGCGGAGACUGGGCAUGCCAAGAUAGUCAAACUGCUUUUGUCAACAGAAGGACUGAGUCCGGAUUCUCCAGAUAAAGUCGGCAGAACGGCAUUGUCGAAAGCGGCAGAGGCUGGUCGCAGUGCCAUUGUAGAGAUACUUUUGAAAAGGAACGAUGUCAAUCCAGAUUCUGUGGACGAUGAAAAUCGCACGCCACUCAUAUGGGCAGCAAUGAAGGGGCACAUCACCGUCGUGGAGCUCCUGCUAGCAAAGGAGGGGGUUAACCCGGACUCUAAAGAUAAUAGCGGACGAACAGCAUUAUUGUGGGCGUUAGAGAUGCACCACGAUCAUGUUGUUCGGCCGCUUAUCCACAGGGAUACGAUCAGCUUACAUUCGUUAGUCCAAGAGGGUAGUCGACAAUCAGCAGCAAUCCUUAUUUCCGCGGGAUAUGAUGUCGAUCGGUCCGACUCUAGCGGAACUACUGCACUUCGUCUGGCUAUUCGAAACAAAGAUCAUAAGACAGUCGAGUUACUGCUCAAAAAUGGUGCAGGUACACGAGGGGUAGUGGCCGGCGAAUGGCUCGAUGUAUACGGAAGAGCACGAACGGAUAUUGUACAACUUCUACAAGGGGCCGACGGGCAGAAACACCGGCUUGAUCAAUUGCGAUCGGAGGGCAAGAAUCCCGACCUAAUGCGUCAACUAGCGAGAGAUGCACAGAAAUGGACAGAGCUUCGUGCUAUACUACAGGACCAUAUUACUGUUGCGCAGAACUUCAUUAUGACUUAUUCUAUGCGUUACAAUGCCAACCAAUUUCCAACGGAUCUACAGAAUACGGUCAAUGAAUUCAAGGCUAAGAUCACCCGUCGGCUUGAUCAGCUGGAUCAGACAAUUCGUGAUCUUUUACAAUUUGAAUUCGCCUGGGCAUCGAUAAACGAAAGCAGAAUAUCAACCAGAUUAGGGCAUAACGUCAUGCUAUUCACGUACGUUAGCAUAUUCUACCUGCCAUUGGCAUUCUGUGCAUCAAUAUGGGCCAUACCCAAUAUCACCGACUCCGGAACCAGGAAUCCAUUCAUCAUCACCUCAGUGAUUGUGGGGUUUAUUACCCUAUGCAUAUCCUUCAACCUUGAGAACAUCACCACACUUGGUUGGAGACUGUAUCAAGGCUGGAGAGCUAAAGUGGUCAAAGAUAUGCAAAUCGUUGACGAUGAUCAUUGGAGGGAAAGAGGUUACAGACUUGAAUCGGCCAACAAUCCGAACUCAAGCUUUUCUUCCGAAUGGUGGCUAGUCGGAUACUGGUUCUGGAAGCUGGAUGCCAUGGUCAGAGGUCUCUUAUCGAAGCGCGGAAGACCCUGA
Talaromyces amestolkiae is the source of this 2277-nucleotide messenger RNA. RefSeq lists its product as uncharacterized. Gene Ontology annotation, biological process: metal ion transport; transmembrane transport; protein localization to ciliary inversin compartment. The record is from RefSeq and is a predicted model, not a curated record. The transcript is spliced from 4 exons. Bases 1 to 2277 code for a protein of 758 amino acids. Gene Ontology annotation, cellular component: ciliary inversin compartment; membrane. Gene Ontology annotation, molecular function: metal ion transmembrane transporter activity; protein binding. NCBI's taxonomy places the organism in Eukaryota, Fungi, Ascomycota, Eurotiomycetes, Eurotiales, Trichocomaceae.